Molecule: messenger RNA, 3794 nt
Organism: Etheostoma cragini (Arkansas darter)
Lineage: Eukaryota; Metazoa; Chordata; Actinopteri; Perciformes; Percidae
Product: protein FAM13A-like
Exons: 21
Coding region: 225-3299 (1024 amino acids)
Biological process (GO): signal transduction
Source: RefSeq, a predicted model, not a curated record
CGUUAAACUAGCUAGCCAUAGCUAGAGAACCCCACUCAAUUUUAACAACAAUGCAUUUCCCUUAAUGUAAGCCUAACGUUGAAAUGUGAGGAAGAUGGUUGGAAUUAUUCGUCGUGCGUCGAACUUUCCGAUAGUUUCUGAGAGUAGAGCAUCACAUCGAGGAGGGAAAAAUACAUCGGUUAAAAUUAAAAAAUGGAGAGUUGCGGCGGUCCGGUGAGCUGAAAAUGGGAGCAAGCGCUUCAGUGUCGCUCUGUAGUGACCCCUCUUCAUUGAGAAUCCUGAGACCCGGUGCUAAGGUCAGCCCAGAGCCCAUUACUCCCACCCUGGUUGCAGAGCCUGAACUGGCCGUCAGUAGUGUAUUUGGUGUUGCCUUUGAAACACUAAGAGAGGACGGGCAGAUGGUCUGUGGAAUACCCCUUGUGUUAAGAGACAUGGUGGAGUACCUGGAUAGGAACGGGAUGCACCACAGAGGUCUUUUCCGCCUGUGUGGGUCGGUGGUGCGGACCAGGCAGCUGAGGAAGCGGUUUGACCAUGGAGAGAGGGUGGACCUUGAGCAUGAGGGAGAUGUUCCCACUGUUACCUCGCUCCUCAAACUCUUCCUUCGGGAGCUGCCCACUCCAGUAGUUCCCGAACCCCAUUGCAAACAGCUGGUUCUGAGCCUCACAGGUUAUGGAGAUGAGGCAGAGAUGAACCAGUCUCUGAGAAAAAACCUAUGCCACCUCCCUGAUGACAACCUCAGUAUUUUGUCUUACCUCGUCCACUUCCUGUCCAGAGUGGCUGCUCACAGCCAAUCAAAUCACAUGCCUUUAGAAAAUCUGGCAACCAUCUUUGGGCCUUGCAUAUUUCAUGUUCCUGUAGGACCCAUGAUGCUGGAGGAGCAGAGUGUGUGUAACACACUUUUGCUCCAUCUUCUGAGGCAUCAGAAGGUUCUCUUUCCAAUCCCAGCCGAGGACACAGUGUCCACAUCGAUCACCUCCUCCUCACCUUGUCCUCCUACUCUCUCUGCUCUUUCACACUUUGAGGUCCAAUCCAGCAGCUGUCACUCAGAGCAGAGUAGUAUGGAGAAGUUGGGGGGAGAGACCACUAUAGUCUCAGCUACCAGUGCUUUUCACCAAACAAUUUGGAUGCAGUGUCAACUCAACAGUCAUGACACACUGGCACAGGGUUGUGAAACCAACUGUGACGUCAGUGCUGACAUUCAGAAGCUGAUUCCAGACCAGGAGGCUCAGGAGCAGAGCAGUGACCAUAUAGAGUCAGGCUGUGUGCUCUCUGGCCCCACUGACCCAGGGCCAGAGCAACACCAGCACCAGAGCAGACCAUCCCAAAACCUCCACGAAGAGUCACCAGAGUUGGAAUGUGCAACACAAGGGGCGUUUUCACAGGAUAAGAUACCACCAUUCCCCUCCAUCUCAAAGGAGAAAGAAGAGGAAAAGGUAGAGAAUCGAAGGACACCUCACUCACCCAUCAGAGUCAACUGUUCAGCGGCUUCAAAAGAUGCAGGGCAGAAAUCAUCUGCUUUGGACUGCUGCAUAGCGAAUGAAUCACAGAGCAACACCAAAACACAGACACAGCACACAGAGAGCAUGCUGUGCUGCGCAGAGUACAAGAAAGAGGCCAAAACCACAGUAUCUGAGAAGGGGAGAGGAGGAGGAGGAGGAGGAGGAGGAGGAGGAGGAGGAGGAGGAGGAGGAGGAGGAGGAGGAGGAUGUAGUGGUUCUCCUGACAGACACGAUUGCAGAGGCAGGAAUAAUGGCCAUGACAGCCCCUCCCUCAAGCUACAAGCCCUGGAAGGUGACUCGGAACCCCUGCCUGCACCGGUAGACCCCCGAGCUCAGCAUAACCUACCUGACCAGCAACAGCCUUUUUGCACUGAAGAGCAGAGCCUUUAUUUGACCCACAAGCUGCUUCUCCACUUGCCAUCGUUGCCACCAGCUCAGGAUCAGGUUGACACAUCACAGUCUGUACACACCCCAUCUCCUCAUUUACCGGAGUCCAGUCCUGUCCUCUCCACUGCCAUUCUUUUUGAGGGGAUUUCAGAAAAUGAGACCCUGCCGAGCUCACCAGGUCCUAAAACCAGCCCACUCCUCUCUUGUUUUACGACGAGUGAUUGCCCGGUUCCCUCACCGCGCUGCCCCAACCUCAGUCACAGCCUGCGUUACAACCUAGACCCUGAUACAGCCCCUUCUCCACCGUGCUCACAGCACAUACGCAUGGCUCGCAGCACUGGACAUACAGUGCCAGCCGAGGGCUCUGUGUCCAUCUCCGUGCUCAACAGACACAUUCACAGCCUUAGGAAGAGGAUCAGGCAUUUUGAGGAGCGUUUUGAACAGGAGAAGCUUUAUAAGCCGGCACACAACGACAAGACGGCCCAUCCAGAGGUGGCCAGACUGAUGAUGGAGCUUAUUAAGAGUCGCAAGCAGCUUAAAGAGCUGAAGCUGAGACAAUCAGAAGAACGGGGUCUGAAAAGGCAGGUAGACUUCAACCGAUCAGCUGAAACAUGCAGCACCGACAUAGGCCAGAGGGAGGCAGCACUAACAGCGACUGAGCUGCAGCAACAGAACAAUAGCAGUAACACCAAGCCAAAUGUGGAGGAAACUGUCAACAUUAUAACCAACAGACUGAAGGAAAGAAGACGAGAGCUGAGCCUGCCUGAUAACGUCGUGGAGAUGUCCCAUUUCCAGAUGAUUUUGGAGAAGACCAGCCUGCAGAAGUGUUUGCUCUACUUUGAGAGUCUGCACGGACGACCAAGUACCAGGCAGGAGCGGAGUCUGAUGAAACCUUUUUAUGAUCGCUACCGUCUUCUCAAGCAGCUGCUGUUUUCUUCUUCUGCUGUUUCAACAGUCAUAACAACCAUUGUAGAAGAAGAGGGCUCUGAUGACGAGCAUCCCAAACAGCAAAGCCCCAUGCUGCAGCCACUCCGACUGAUAUCUCCCAGGUGUGUGUCUUUAGAUGAGUCGCUGCAUCUGUCUUCCCUAGAAAUUUCUGAAACGCCUCUUGUGUCCCCACUGGAGGAGGUGAAUUGUUUCCAGCCACAGAUCAUCACCUUGGCAACACUACAUGAAGCUUCCAGACCAGAGUUACUGGAUCACCUCAGAACGGCACGAUUAGAGAAGCGGAGGCUUCACCAGACGCUUCGAGAGUUUGAGGACCAUUUCUACACACAGACCGGCAGGCCUUGUCAGAAGGAGGAUCGUGGACCAAUGGCAGAGGAGUACUGCCAGUAUAAGAACCUCAAAGCAAAGCUCCGUCUACUUGAGGCCCUGCUUAGUAAACAACAGGACUCAACCAAGACCAUUUGAGUUAACUCACAGUGGGACUUUUUUCUAACGUAUGACUCGAUUAGUUCUGAAAAAUCAAGUUGUGAAGCCGUUGGGUCUGGUCUUGAUUCAUGCCAUGCUCAUUAUGUUGAUGCACUUUAUAUAAAAGAAACUAAUGGAAAUUGGUGACAAUUUGACUGAAAUGCUGCACAACUGCAGUUAUUUAGUCCUAAAAACACAUCCUUUGUCAUUUAUGACGCAUCUCAUUACAAACCUGAUGUAGCACGCGUAUUUUAUGUAGCACUAAUUUAUGUCAAGGAUGAUAAGCAGUAACAACUUGAUGUUAGUUACAUAUAAGUUAUUUUAAGAUACGUUAAUUAACUGUACGUAUAUUAUGGCACAAUCCUUUUUUCUUUGCCAAAUACAAUUUUUGGACAGCGUUGUCUAUAGUUAACGUUGCAACUGCUUUUUUUUUUUUUUUAAAGUGAUAUCUUGGCAAAAAAAGGUAUAAGCUUAAAUGCAAUCAAUGAAACCAUC